AUGCCUACACCACCACCCACAGCAGCAGCAGCAGCAGCAGCUACUGCUGCUUCCUCAUCACGCCAGGCCUUGUCAAGCAAGCGGCUGCGCAGUGACGCGACGAAUGACACGUCGUCCGGCCCACAUACAACGCUGCCGCUCGCAACGGUGCGUGACUUGGCGAGCGCAGGGAUUAACACCAACGCCAUCCCUCGAGAUAACGACCUCUCAAAUAGCGACGUUGUCAACAUGAUGACGGCAUGGCUCUUCUUCGAUGAGCCGGUGGUAGACAACGCGGGAGGUUCACAGCCGCGAAUGUUGGCGUCUCCCAACGCAGGCGAGGCAUCUCUGCGCGCAUCAGCACAAAAAGGUGUUGAGAGCCGCACAUCGCAACUGCAGCGAAACUCACAAAACUCACCAUCGCCGCGGAUCUCCACCAACACUGCUACUACUAGUGCUAGUAGUAACACUAAUACUGGCUCAUCCAGGCCUGAGGCGUGCGUGAGGGAGAAGGCACCACACCGUACGGAUGACAUGAAUCCUGCAGUCGCAGCAUUGGCAAGUGCGACGCGUGUGCCGACGCUACCGCUACAGCCACGGCGUCGACCCCUGUUCCACGCCGGCACGUGGCACAACGACAGCGAAGAGGACGUGGUCGACGCCGCCGCCGCCGCGACUGCUGCCAGGCCGUUCUCAAAGGCGCUUGGGCCUGCUGCUUCUGCUACCACUGGUGCCGCCGCCCAAUCCCCAGUGUCAGAUGCUGCAGGUGGAGAGACGAGCAGAGUCGCCGAGGCUGACGACAGUGACGAAUAUGACUAUGAAGAUGGCGAGGAGGACCUGCUGGAGGGUUUCUACCCCGAGGAAUAUGGACAGUGUGCACCACGGCAGUCGCCAAACAGCAUCGUGUUUAUAUUGACGGCGGAGGACAGCUUCAGCAGCAGCGAUAACGGUUUGACGGACUCGAAGGGUGCGAUGAGGGCGCGGGGGAAAGACUUGUGGGCGCCGCGGAAGCCCCGCGUGCUGCGACGGUCGACGCCGCUCCCGUUAACGCCGCACAACAACAAGCCGGUGCAAUGCCGUUACACGUCAUCUCCCAGACUGCAGGACAACGCCCUGCAGAGCAUAGAGGGCCCGCAUGAGCAGCCACAGCUGCAACUGGUGAGGGGUCGCAGCUCGGCCACCGUGGACAGCGCCAGACAGCUGGAGCUCUUGCGGAUAUACCGCCCCACCUCCAGCAAGUACGCGCCGGACCCAAGCAAGAUGCAACGCCCAGUAGGAAACACCUUCGGUCUGCGUCGUCAUCGGAGGGCCAAUAACGCCGACGCCGCAGCCCUUGUAUAUGGUGGUGCCGGUGCUGCAGCUGCUGCUGGUAAAGCCGGCGACGCAGAAUGCGAUGAUGAUGAUGAUGAGGAGUGGGAGGAGGAUGAGGAAUGGGUAUGGGAGGAGGUUGAAGUGGAAGAGUGUAGUGAUGAUGAUGAUGAUGAUGGGGACGGUGCUGAGGGUGAAGGUGAUGUCUCGCAAAGCUUAGAGUACUAA
Molecule: messenger RNA, 1515 nt
Organism: Trypanosoma grayi
Lineage: Eukaryota; Euglenozoa; Kinetoplastea; Trypanosomatida; Trypanosomatidae
Exons: 1
Coding region: 1-1515 (504 amino acids)
Source: RefSeq, a predicted model, not a curated record